UCCAAAACAAAUACUCGAGUUCUAGUUUUUUCCUCUCUCUUCUGCUUUGUCUUCAAAAAGCACAAUUAAUGAACCAAGAAAACUCUUUUCAGAGCUAAACCCAGAAACGAGGAACCAUCUGUGAAUUGUUGCUGCACGAAUUUCCAUUAAAGCGGUGAGCUUUUUGGCCUAUUUUUGGUUUGGUUGAUCCGAGGAAGGGUCAGAAAAAUGGUGGGAAAAGAAAACCAAAACGAAAACGAAAACCAAAAGCAGGUGGCUGAGGACUUGAACACGAGUUUUGAGAAGCUUAUGAUGGUGGGAAAUCCUUGUAGUGGUGGGAAAGUGAAAGUGAAAGCUGGGGUUAUCACUGAUUGGAAGGAUAUUCCCAUGGAGCUUUUGUUGCAGAUUGUUUCUCGUGUUGAUGAUCAGACGGUCAUCAUGGCUUCUGGGGUCUGCCGUGGCUGGAGAGAUGCUAUUUGCCUUGGUCUCACUCGUCUCUCUCUCUCAUGGUGUACCAAGAAUAUGAACAACUUGGUCCUGUCACUUGCUUCUAACUUCACAAAACUACAAACUCUGAUUCUGCGCCAGGACAAACCGCAACUCGAGGAUAAUGCUGUUGAGACCAUAGCAAAUUUCUGCCAUGAUCUCCAGAUCCUGGACCUCAGCAAAAGCUUCAAGCUCAGUGACAACUCUUUAUAUGCCUUAGCUCAUGGUUGCCAAAACCUUACCCAUCUCAACAUAAGUGGCUGUUCUGCUUUCAGUGACACUGCUCUUGAAUACCUGGCUAGUUUUUGCAGAAAGUUGAAAGUCUUGAACCUUUGUGGAUGUGUCAAACCUGCAUCAGACAGGGCAUUGCAGGCGAUCGGGCGUUACUGCAAUCAGUUGCAGUCUUUAAACCUUGGAUGGUGUGAAAAUGUGAGUGAUGCUGGAGUUAUGUGUUUGGCAUAUGGAUGCCCUGAUCUCAGAACCCUUGACUUGUGUGGAUGUGUUCUCAUAACAGAUGAUAGUGUGAUUGCUUUGGCAAAUAGGUGUGCUCACCUGAGAUCCCUCGGCCUGUACUACUGUCAGAACAUCACCGACAGGGCGAUGUAUUCGCUGGCCCACAGUCGAGUGAGAAACAAGCCUGCAAUGUGGGAAUCUGUCAAAGCCAGGAACGAUGAAGACGGGCUUAGGACUCUCAACAUAAGCCAGUGCACCGCGCUCACCCCGUCUGCUGUGCAAGCGGUGUGUGACACGUUUCCCUCGCUUCAUACUUGCUCCGGCAGGCAUUCUCUCAUCAUUAGCGGCUGCCUGAACUUGACAUCGGUGCACUGUGCCUGUGCUGUCCAAGCACACCGCACACCAAGUGUUCUGCCUCCUUCCGCUCAUUGAGCUGGAGCUUAUGUUAAUAUGGGGAAACGAAAUCCUUUUCCGAUGUACAUAGGGUUGUGUUUAUAUGUCCAACACUAGCUGCAAGUGUUUUUCAGAACCUGCAGACAAUGAGAAAUAGCUUCCAACUUGAACUUGAACUUUUGCCAUCAUUUCAUUUAUGAAAUGGGAAACUUGGUUGUUCUAAACAUAUUUAUCCCAUGUAAAAUGAUGUUAAAAACAUGCAUAAAUUGAAAAGAAUUUCAUUUCUAGUAAA
This is a messenger RNA of Morus notabilis, 1603 nucleotides long. RefSeq names its product F-box protein SKP2B. Gene Ontology annotation, cellular component: SCF ubiquitin ligase complex. The transcript has 5 exons. The record is from RefSeq and is a predicted model, not a curated record. Gene Ontology annotation, molecular function: protein binding. Bases 208 to 1350 code for a protein of 380 amino acids. Gene Ontology annotation, biological process: SCF-dependent proteasomal ubiquitin-dependent protein catabolic process. Lineage: Eukaryota; Viridiplantae; Streptophyta; Magnoliopsida; Rosales; Moraceae.